This is a messenger RNA of Amblyraja radiata (thorny skate), 1673 nucleotides long. It is a transcript of the gene plrg1, whose product is annotated as pleiotropic regulator 1. Gene Ontology annotation, molecular function: protein binding. Gene Ontology annotation, cellular component: Prp19 complex; catalytic step 2 spliceosome; precatalytic spliceosome. The coding region runs from base 1 to 1296 and encodes 431 amino acids. Lineage: Eukaryota; Metazoa; Chordata; Chondrichthyes; Rajiformes; Rajidae. The transcript has 13 exons. Gene Ontology annotation, biological process: mRNA splicing, via spliceosome. The record is from RefSeq and is a predicted model, not a curated record.
AUGGGUCAGGAACCCGAAUACGUGAUAACUGGUACUCAUCCGUACCCUUCAGGUCCAGGAGUGGCACUGACAGCAGAUACACAGGUGCAGAAAAUGCCAAGUGAAGCAAGCAGUCGUGCGUUGGCUUUGAUAGUUCCACCUUCAAAAGCCAGGCAAGAAGCUACCCAUACUGCUGCCAGUGUUGCUGAUAUCCACAGACAAGCAGGCAUUCCUGAACGUUCACAGCCCCCAGUGUCUUCCAUGAGUCUACUGGAAGCUGGAGGCACAAAGAAUUCCUCACAAAUUGCAAGGAAACUUCCUACAAUGCCGAAACCUCAAUGGCAUCCACCUUGGAAACUGUACAGAGUCAUCAGUGGGCAUUUGGGCUGGGUGAGAUGUCUAGCGGUGGAACCUGGAAAUCAAUGGUUUGUAACGGGCUCUGCUGAUAGAACUAUUAAGAUCUGGGAUCUAGCCAGUGGUAAACUGAAGCUAUCAUUGACUGGGCACAUCAGCACUGUUCGCGGGGUGGCAGUCAGUUCACGCAGCCCAUAUCUUUUUUCCUGUGGAGAGGAUAAGCAGGUGAAGUGCUGGGAUCUGGAAUAUAACAAGGUUAUUCGUCAUUAUCAUGGACAUUUAAGUGCAGUGUAUGGGUUAGAUUUACAUCCGACUAUCGAUGUCUUGAUAACUUGUGGCAGAGAUUCAACAGCAAGGGUAUGGGACAUACGGACUAAAGCAAAUGUACAUACGCUAUCAGGGCACACGAAUACUGUAGCAACUGUGAAAUGCCAAGCUGGAGAACCACAAAUUAUUACAGGAAGCCAUGACACAACUAUCCGGCUCUGGGAUUUGGUAGCAGGGAAAACUAGAGUCACGUUAACCAACCAUAAGAAGUCUGUUCGUUCUCUAAUUCUGCAUCCAAGACAGUAUACCUUUGCUUCUGGUUCUCCAGAUAAUAUAAAACAGUGGAAGUGUCCAGAUGGAGUUUUUAUUCAGAACCUACCUGGCCACAAUGCUAUCAUCAACACACUUUCUGUCAACUCAGAUGGCGUACUAGUAUCCGGAGCGGACAAUGGAACUAUGCACCUUUGGGAUUGGAGAACUGGAUACAACUUUCAGCGAAUACAUGCUGCCGUGCAGCCAGGCUCCUUGGACAGUGAAUCUGGGAUUUUUGCAUGCACCUUUGACCAGUCGGAAAGCAGAUUACUUACAGCAGAAGCUGACAAAACAAUCAAAGUCUACAAGGAAGAUGACAUGGCUACUGAAGAAACUCAUCCUGUCAACUGGAAACCAGAGAUCAUCAAAAGGAAAAGAUUCUAAGUGACUUUCACUUACAAUUCGUAACUGCCAGAAUGCUGUAUUUUAAUACUUGUAUAUUUUUUACUUCAGUUAUCUGCUGUACCUCCCCAUCCUCCCUCACCCCUCCCUAGAGCUAAGAAGGCCACAUUUCUCUUGCACCAGCAGUGUCACUUCGCAAUUUGUUGCCAGUCCAAUGGAUAAAUUGGUUUUUUUAAUUUCUAUUUUGCAAUUUUCCUGCAUGGCACUGUCAUAAGAUAACAUCCUGACAAUUUGUGGUACAAUAUUAAUGUGGUUUCUUAAAGUUUUUUUUAAUUCUUGCUUUUUUGUUCCCAACUGAUGAAGUUUAUCUGGUUUUACAUUACAUUUCUACAAUAAAUUGUGAAAAUGCGUGACAAUGA